AUGGAUGGCAACCACAUCCAUGCUUGUCCUCCGACAGGCGAGCAAAUGGCAUAUACAAAACGGCACGGGUUUAAAUCACAGAAUAUUCUGGCAGUGUGUGACCAUGACAUGCACUUCAUCUAUGUGUAUGCUGGAUGGAAGGGAAGUGCACAUGACGCGCAAGUAUUAGGGUCAGCAUUAGCAUAUCCGUCGGAUUUUCCACUGCCGCAACCUGGCCAAUACUACUUAGUUGAUGCGGCAUAUAGGAAUGUUCCUGGCUUCAUGCCCCCGUAUAAGAAUGUGGGCCCCGAAUCUCCGGCAAAGACCUUGUUCAAUACUCGACAUUCGCAGCUUUGCAAUGUCAUUGAGCGCAUAUUCGGUGUGCUGAAGAAAAGAUUCAAAUUUUUAAAAGGUCCGAUAGAUAAUUUCUACAUGAGCACUCAAAUAACCAUAGUCAUUGCUUAUUGUACGUUGCACAGCUUUUUAAGGUUGCACCAACCGGAAGAUGCCCAUUUUCAACGGUUCGAAUCAAAAGACGUGCACUUAAAUGAAGAGCCAGAAGUAGCAGGCCAGUACCUCAGCCGUUCGCAUUGA
Coffea arabica (coffee) is the source of this 573-nucleotide messenger RNA. RefSeq lists its product as uncharacterized. Lineage: Eukaryota; Viridiplantae; Streptophyta; Magnoliopsida; Gentianales; Rubiaceae. The record is from RefSeq and is a predicted model, not a curated record.